Pocillopora damicornis (cauliflower coral) is the source of this 1676-nucleotide messenger RNA. Its product is annotated as aristaless-related homeobox protein A-like. The record is from RefSeq and is a predicted model, not a curated record. Lineage: Eukaryota; Metazoa; Cnidaria; Anthozoa; Scleractinia; Pocilloporidae. Gene Ontology annotation, biological process: regulation of transcription by RNA polymerase II. Gene Ontology annotation, molecular function: DNA-binding transcription factor activity, RNA polymerase II-specific; RNA polymerase II transcription regulatory region sequence-specific DNA binding.
AACAUCGACAAACUCGUUUACAUCCUCAAGAAUAAUGGAACAAACUUUCAGGCCUGAGUCUCCUCCAAUUCUAGAGGUGGUUAUACCGUUUUUGAUUAAAGAGGAAAUACCUUCCCAACAUGAGGGGCAAGAAUCGUCAGAGAUUCCAACCGUUCAACCGGUGAAACACGAACAAGUUUCUCCAAGCGUCGAGGUGAUCAAGAAGCGAGCGUGCCGCACUCGUUUCACAAUUUAUCAAAGAGCAGAACUGGAGGCGGCCUUUUCAGCAUCACCUUACUUGACUCCUCACCAAAGGAUGGCUUUGGCUUCAAGACUCAGAGUCAAACCUGUCGCUGUGCAGUCAUGGUUUAAGAACAGACGAUUUAAGUGGCGCAAAGAAGUACGGGAAGGCUCUCACGCCUCGCCAGCUGCGCUACCUGCACCUGCACAAGGUAUUUCCUUGAUGUAUCAGCCACGAUAUGUCUACAGUUCUGGUCAGUUUCCAGUGUCAGCUCAGUGCCAAGGAUGUUUCACAAGACAACCAUCCAGCGACUCGCAUUCACAUGUAGACUUCACUCCGUAUCCCUAUUCUUCUCACUGACCAACUGUAAAAUAUCUAUGUAUCUUUGCCUUAUAUAUAUGUAUAUUUUUAAAUUUUCUCUUUGCCUAAGACACUCCUGAAGACGAGCCGGAGAGGAGGGGAAGAGGCGGAGGUCUUGAUCGCAGGAAAUAGAUCAUAAUUACUUUUCGUACGCCAGGGCGAAAGAGAUUUCCUUCUUUUUUCCUUUUUUUUCUUUUUCUUUUUUUUGUUUUUGUUUCAGUUCACAGCGAUUGAUAUUUCGGAGUGCCCCCAAAUGACAGAAAGGCUUUAAUCAACCCUCUCUUCCCCCUCUGCUCACACCCAUGAAUUAAAUUUUAAACUACGUAGAAUUUUUGGCCAAUGAAAAAUUUUUAAAUGUAAAUAGAUUUCUAUUUGCCUGCUUUUAUCUUUGAAUACUUUUGACACGUCGCUACGAAUCUUAUGAUAAGACAGUUUUUAUUUCUAAUUCAGCAAAAAUUAGUAUGCGCUGAGACAAAAAUUUGUUGCGAAAAGUCCUAGUACAUAAUUGCGUGUUUUUUUUAAAUAUCUUCAUAAACCUUGUUUUCAAAUCUGGUUUGCUUCCAGUCCCUACUGAGUCUGUUAUCUUCAAUGAAGGCCCUUUCUAAACGGAAAAGCGCUAUGCGAUCUUUCAACUUCAUUUACAAGUUGGUAAAUAGAUUUUUUUUUUUUUUUUACAAAUAAUUGGUCACCAAGCCAGAUACUGGGUUAUUGGCUUCAUGCUCAAAAACAGCAGCAGGUCUGCUUAUUAAUUCCUAUUUUGAGUAACCAAACGAUGUAUUCAUAAUUGAACCUACAUAGAUCGACGUUUUAAGAUGUGAAAAGUUGUUUGCGAAGAAAAACAGUUUUGUUGUUCAGAAAAGAGCUGAGCUGAGCUCAAAUGUAAAGAAAUCGAAAGUAUCAUGGAAAAAAUGGCAAUAGUUGAUCUCAUGAAACUUGGAAGGAUGGAACGCUAUUAAUGGGGAGAUUAAGGUGUGCCCGAGAAAAAUCAACUGAAUUUAUGUCAGUUUUUUUUAAUAGAAACACCGAAACGUCGAAGGCAAAUUAUUUCAACAUGCAUUACCGAGAAAUGGUUAAUUUGUUAAAAUCACUUUAUACA